This is a messenger RNA of Amoebophrya sp. A25, 3713 nucleotides long. The record is from the annotation of a GenBank genome assembly. NCBI's taxonomy places the organism in Eukaryota, Dinophyceae, Syndiniales, Amoebophryaceae.
AACAAGGUUUCUUUUCGUUUUGAAGCGCGAUCAUGCAGAUUUAUCAAACAGAAUUUACGAGUGUUUCGAUAAGAUAGUCAGAAGUUCUUCGAAGUACGCUAGUAGACGAGGCAAAACAACAAGAUUCCUAUGUUGUUCUAUGGUCUACAAACUUAUCAACAUCAGAGUUCCAGUUUUCAACGUUGCAAGGGAGUUGAUCAUCUCCGAUUAUUAGAUCGGUGUGUGUUCAAGUGUGGUGAGUACAAUCGCCCUGUCGGAGUGUUGUGAAAGACGAGUUGAUGAGACGCCGAUGAUUUAGCUAUGGCUACUUAUUUUGCAGGCGUAUGCAGUUUUUUGAUCAGAUUCUAAUCCGACGUACUCUUCAAAUCAGCUAUUCCCUACAAUUGUUACAGUCUGUCAACGGUGAUAAUUGUAUUUAUGAAUACUUGUACCUAUAUUUUACUAGGCAUUUCUCUAACAACAUCUAGUUCUGGUUAACUUUUCAUUUCUAUUUGAAGAAAACAAAUUUCAAUUUGUUUUUUCAAGGAAAUCAAGAUGGAGAGCAAAAUCGCAGAUAUCAACUUGGCCGAUUUCGGCCGCAAGGAGCUGAACUUGGCGGAGCAUGAGAUGCCUGGUCUGAUUAACUGCCGCAAAGAGUACGGAGCCCAGAAACCGUUCGCGGGUGUGAAGAUUGCUGGUUCUCUGCAUAUGACCAUUCAGACCGCAGUUUUGAUUGAAACCUUGGCAGAGAUGGGCGCCGACGUGCGCUGGUGCAGUUGUAACAUCUUCUCGACCCAGGACCAUGCAGCUGCCGCAGUCGCGAAGGCUGGCACCUCGGUCGUCUUCGCCUGGAAGGGUGAGACGCUCGAGGAAUACUGGGACUGUACUGAAAAAACUCUGGUAUGGCCGGACGGCUCCGGACCGGACUUGAUUGUCGACGAUGGAGGUGACGCGACGAUGCUCAUUCACAAGGGUAGAAAACUUGAUAAAAUUCAAAUAGGUCAUCGAGGAAAUGUAAAUCUCUUUUUAUUUCAUCGAUAUGAAUGUUGUACAUGAUACAAUUAUACGAAUCAGAUUCCCCAAUCUUCUCUCUCUCUUUAUUUCUGUCUCAAAACCCACCCUAUCCACUCUCUGAAAAGCCACCCUUUUCACUCUCUCAAAACGCACUCCCCCGUACACUUUCUCAAAGCCAACCCGCCCUCUCUACUCCCUCCACUCUCUCAAAGCCCACCCUUUCUACUCUGUCAAAACCCACUCUUUCCACUCUUCCAAAACGCAGGAAAGGAAUGGGAGGAGAAGUUUGCUGCUGACGGUUCUUUACCGGACCCGAAUUCCUCGAGCAAUCCGGAGUUUAAGUGCGUUUUGAGUGUUCUGCGCAAGUCGAUUCAAGCAGACCCCAAAAAGUGGACUCGAAUCGCCGCUGCUGUGAAAGGUAAAAAAAUUUCAAACGUUGCUUACACUUUUUGUAUAAAAAUAAUGAAAUAUAGGUACGGCAGAGGUUUUCAAGAGCUACAACCAAUAAAUCGCAUUUCUUUGUAGCCCCAGAAAAUUUUUCACUUGUUUGUGCGACUAUUUAGUAAAUCUUUCUUGAACUCCAACUCCUUCUUUUCGAAAUUUCUGAAUGGUCAGGUGUUUCCGAGGAGACCACGACGGGUGUUCACCGAUUGAAGGAGAUGGCCACCAAGGGCGAGCUGCUGUUCCCGGCAAUAAACGUGAACGAUUGCGUGACUAAGUCGAAGUUCGACAACGUGUAUGGGUGCCGCCACUCUCUCCCGGACGGACUGAUGCGCGCCACUGAUGUAAUGAUCGGCGGCAAGCGCGUUCUGGUUUGCGGCUAUGGUGAUGUCGGAAAGGGUUCCGCCAUGGCCAUGAAGGGCGCAGGAGCCCGCGUGAUGAUCGCGGAGUGUGAUCCGAUUUGCGCUUUGCAGGCCUGCAUGGAGGGCUACGAGGUGACAACCAUUGAGGACGUCAUCAACGAAGUCGACAUAUUUAUCACCACCACUGGCAACUUCAACAUCAUCACCAAAGAACACAUGGCCAAAAUGAAGAACAACGCUAUUGUCGGAAACAUCGGACACUUCGACAAUGAAAUCGACAUGGCCGGCCUCGAGUCCUUCCCCGGCAUCAAGAUGGAAAACAUCAAGCCGCAAGUCGACCGGUAGACACCUACUCUCAUCUGAUUUGAAAAAUAUCAUGAACUUGAACUAUUCAACAAGAGCAUCAGAUGCACACCACAACAGUAAUUUUAUUCGCAUUCGAUACUAAAAUAUUUUAAAGAUAUGAGAUCCCACCACGCAGGAGUCACUUUUUCUUGAUUUCAACUGAUCCUCUCAAUAUCUAUAGAUUCGUCUUCCCGGAUGGGCAUGGAGUGAUCGUGCUGGCCAGCGGUCGAUUGUUGAACUUGGGCUGUGCUACUGGACACCCAUCUUUCGUGAUGUCCUGCUCCUUCACGAACCAAACCAUUGCCCAAUUAGAUCUCCUCGAUAACUGGAAGGGCAGCAACGUGCUGAAGCGCCAGAACCGCAAACCCUACGGCGUGGACCAGGCAUAGAUACCACUUGAUGUUCAGAUACGAAGUAUUCGCUUGUCGUGAGAGGAAAACGCCCAUAAUGUUGUUGUACUUUGUUCUAAUUAUAGUCGUGUUAUGAUCUUUACCGAGGACAGAAGAAUGCUUUAUAGAGAAUCAGCUACGGAAGAUGUUCUAAAUCAUCUCCCGUGUCCAGGUGUACCGUCUCCCGAAGGAGUUGGAUGAAAAGGUUGCCCGCCUCCAUCUCCCGGCCCUGGGCGCUAAGUUGACAAAACUGACUGCGGAGCAGGCUGAGUACAUCAACGUCCCACAGGACGGACCAUACAAGCCGGAGGAAUACCGCUAUUAGGUGCGGACGACGAUGUGAGAAUGAUUUGGGCGGCGUUCUUUUUUACAAGAACCACUAUAAUUUGCGCAAGGCGUUGCCCAAGAUGAUUGUGCUCCAGCAAGCAUAACUUUAGGGCUAAUAUAGUUUAAUUGUCUGUGCUUCUGUUGAAGGACAUGAGAUAAUUGCAGUUUCUACAAGUGUGCAGAGAUUGCGUAGUAUGAACAAGGCCAACUCGGAGGUUGUUUCAGGAGCUGACCCACCGUCGAACAACCUAAUCAAUAUUCGGAUGAUUUUCAUCCUAAAAAAAAAUUAAUCUAAACUUUUUGAAACGCCUAAGCAGAGAUGCGCAGAGUCUACAGGCGAACGUAGCCACGAACGGGCGUUUACGUUUGCCGUGGCUUCUCAUCGAUUCCCGCUUAUCUUGUUCAAUUCAGUUCUUUAUUUUACUUUUUUUUUUGUAGUGCAAGAAGGACACAGACACCAUAUCAAUAUCCAAUUUGCAUUCAAGACCUCUAUGAAUGUAAGUAUCAAAUAUCUGCUAUGCACAUGGAUGUAUUUCACCGACGAGGGCGAUUUAUGAAUGAGUCCACUUCAGGGUAGUUUCACAUUGGUCACUGACGGCAGUUGGCGAUCGUUCUCCUAUUCGCUCCCUGAGUAUUAUAUUCAGGGUGAAAACGACAAAGAAAACUAGUUCGCAACAUCCACAAUUAGGUCGCUCCUUGCAUGUGCAGGCGUCCGGUGCUGGGUCUAAAAUUGAUGUAGCAAACCCAGAACAUGACAGAGUGUUCUUCUAGGAGUACGGAAAGAUAAACCUUCAUCUGAGACACAACUACUUGCAUUUUUAUCCAUCUGCUCUUGUGUCAUCGUCAGUCGCUGGUG